AUGGUUCCGGGAAAACUGAAUGUGAUAAAUGAACCCCUUGUGCACAGGGAUCGCAUAAUACUGCCACCUUUACAUAUCAAACUAGGGCUUAUGAAACAAUUUGUCAAAGCUCUGAAUAAGGAUGGUGAUUGUUUUAAAUGCAUCUCUAAAAAGUUCUAUAAUUUGAGCACAGAGAAACUUAAAGCCGAAAUUUUUGAUGGUCCACAAAUAAGAAGGUUAAUAAAGGAUGAAAACUUUACUAGUUACAUGACUGAUAUUGAAAAAAAUGCCUGGAAUGAAUUCGUUUGGACCGCACAAAAUUUUCUGGGAAACAAAAAGGAUGAAAGCUAUGGGGAGCAUAUUGAACUGAUGUUGUCACACUUCCAGCAGCUUGGUUCUAAUAUGAGCAUCAAGGUACACUUCCUCCACAUGCAUUUGGACCGUUUCCCUGAAAAUCUUGGUGAUCUGAGCGAAGAACAAGGGGAACGGUUUCAUCAAGACAUUCGAACUAUGGAGGAACGUUACCAGGGUUUUCACAAAAAUUUGACUAGAACUACAGGCAAGGAAAAAGAAAAAAUGCUACUCAACAGCUUGCUACAUCAGACAUUGAUAAUUCAACAUCAAGCAGCCGAAGUAGUGAUGCUGGUGAUGAUAGUGAAAAUUCCCCAGUCAUCUUUCAGCAAAUAUCAGCAGCAGCAACAACCGCAGGACCCGAAAAAGUCUCAGCGUCUCGAGGUACAUUUCAGUUUUUUACUCCCCGCCUCUCUGAAGUUUUUGAUAGGUGUAAAAUCACUAAUAGAAAUGAAAAUAUGUGGUUACGUGCGCAGGACAAACAGAACUCUAAUGAAACCUUUGGCUUUGCAGAAAUUGCAGUCUCAUAGUCAUCUGCUGGAUAGCUUUUUUUCAACCACAGACUUGCCCAAUAUUAAAUGCUCAAAACAUGAUGACACUUCCUCUUUGAUAUAUUGCACCGAUCUUUCAGGACUUGUAACAUACAUUUUAAAUGCCAGGCAAUUAGACGAUGAUUUUUAUUUAAAAAUGGGCCUAGGCAGUGGCGAUAAUUCUUUAAAAAUGUGCUUAACCAUACUGCCGGAAAAUGACCCAGAAUAA
Brassicogethes aeneus is the source of this 1089-nucleotide messenger RNA. The record is from the annotation of a GenBank genome assembly. Lineage: Eukaryota; Metazoa; Arthropoda; Insecta; Coleoptera; Nitidulidae.